UCUCUCUCUCAUCUCAUCUCCUUCCGCGCGCUCUCCGCUCUCUCUCUCUCUCUCUCUAGUCCCCAGCCCUCGACUCGGCUCGGCGGCAGCGCACCCAAACCCUAACCCUAUCAUCCCCCAUCCCAACCCAUCCCAUCCCCGCGCCCCGCCGGCGAGGCACAGAGCGGAGCGGAGAUGCCGUCGGGGUCGGCGACCCAGUUCCGGUACACGCAGACGCCGUCCAAGGUGCUGCACCUGCGGAACAUGCCGUGGGAGUGCACCGAGGAGGAGCUCGUCGAGCUCUGCAAGCCCUUCGGCAGGGUCGUCAACACCAUGUGCAACGUCGGCACCAACCGCAACCAGGCCUUCGUCGAGUUCGCAGAUCAAAACCAGGCAAUUUCAAUGGUUUCAUACUAUGCUUCUUCUUCAGAACCUGCUCAAGUUCGUGGUAAAACUGUAUAUAUCCAGUAUUCAAAUAGGCAAGAAAUUACCAACAAUAAAGGAACUGGUGAUUCCUCUGGCAAUGUCCUGCUUGUCACUUUUGAAGGCAUCCAGCCUAAUGAUAUUACCAUAGAAGUCAUUCAUCUGGUAUUUUCUGCAUUUGGGUUUGUCCACAAGAUAGCAACCUUUGAGAAGGCCGCUGGCUUCCAGGCCCUUAUCCAAUAUACUGAUGCCCCAACUGCUCUAGAAGCAAAAAAUUCGUUGGAUGGAAGAAGCAUCCCAAGAUAUUUACUUCCUGAUCAUGCCCCCACCUGUCACUUGCGGAUCACCUUUUCUGCACACAAGGAUUUGAAUAUCAAGUUUCAAUCACAUCGUAGCAGGGAUUACACAAAUCCAUAUCUUCCUGUGAACCCAACAGCAAUUGAGGGAAUUUCACAGCCCACAUUAGGCCCUGAUGGGAAGAUAAAGGAACCUGAGAGCAAUGUACUUCUAGCUUCAAUAGAGAACAUGCAGUAUGCUGUGACAGUGGAUGUUCUACAUACUGUGUUCUCUGCUUUUGGUACUGUCCAAAAGAUUGCAAUGUUUGAGAAGAAUGGUGGAAUGCAAGCUCUUAUUCAAUAUCCAGACAUCACAACGGCAGCAGUUGCUAAACAAGCUUUGGAAGGGCACUGCAUCUAUGAUGGAGGUUACUGUAAGCUUCAUCUGUCAUACUCUCGUCAUACUGAUCUCAAUGUAAAGGCACAUGACGAGAGAAGCAGAGAUUACACUGUUUCGGAUCCUAGUGCGCAAUUGCAAGCUGCAGCACAAGUGCCAGCAGCGACUCCUGGAGCGGCAUGGCAAAACACUGCCCCUGCUGCUUCCUUUUACGCAAGCACGGCAGCAGCGAGUCCUGUUGGUCAAGUGUCAGCAUGGAAUCCUAACAUGCAGGCAGGGGCUUACGGAUCAGCAUCAUCUGCAUACCCAACCCAACCGAUGAUGCCAGGCUCUGUUCCGCACUAUCCAGGAAUUGGGUCCAGCUCCGGUGCACCACCAGUAUCGUUCCAGGCCUCACAGCAGAUGCCACAAUAUGGUGUACCCACAGCUGCUCCGCCCCAUGCACCACCGGCUGGCCAACUAAUGUAUUUCCCAAAAUAAGCUUAUAUCUUCAUCCGAUGUACAAGCAAUUGCAAAAUGUUGCCUGCAAUACUCGGGUCUGGGUAUCUUCUCUUCAAUUUUUGCGAUGUAACUGGCCUAUGCAGCUAUUCAUAUUGUAACUCCGCGAGCCUCCCUGUCGCAAAUGUACCUCUGCGUCAGUCGGUGUCUGUAACUGUCCGGCAAUAUUAGAAAUCCCCCCCAUUAGCAUGUCUGGUAUUGUUCUGCUCAGAAAACUUAAGUAUAUAGUGAUUCUUUCGACUUCUAUGCAA
Oryza brachyantha (malo sina) is the source of this 1823-nucleotide messenger RNA. RefSeq names its product polypyrimidine tract-binding protein homolog 1-like. The coding region runs from base 175 to 1554 and encodes 459 amino acids. Gene Ontology annotation, molecular function: mRNA binding. Gene Ontology annotation, biological process: regulation of RNA splicing. Gene Ontology annotation, cellular component: nucleus. The record is from RefSeq and is a predicted model, not a curated record. The transcript has 10 exons. Lineage: Eukaryota; Viridiplantae; Streptophyta; Magnoliopsida; Poales; Poaceae.